AUGUCCAUAGCCAUAUCCACUUCUGGAUGGCCGUUUCCAACCGACUGUAAGUCUAUUCCUACGGUAGAGGACGAUUGCUCUUCAGGCCUCCGAGAAAAGUCAGGGAGUUCGCUUACCAGGGUCAUCUGCGAACCCGGUGCAGCUGAGAUCAAGAGUUGUUUUCCUGAAGAUGUCCGGGGUUUUGAAGAGCUUGAGGCGCCUGAGUGGUGGCCUCUUGCCCUAGUAGUAGAGCGGGAUGGGUUUAUCCCAUCGUCACACGCGGAGUUGGCGGUAUGCACGGAGCUGGAACUCAGGGUGCAGGUAUCGAACAUUGCAAAAGCCUCGCUGGAGCUCGUUGAACUGCCGUUAUCAGGAGGAUCCACCUGCAUGGCAUCGCUAAGCGCACCAGACCGUGCGGGAGAGGCGCUUGCACUGGUACCCUCAUCAUCACUGCCAUCCGCCUUGACGACCUGCGGCUUGAACUCCGGCUGCGACUCCAGGACGCUGCCAAAGGCGUGCCAAAGCGCCUGA
Messenger RNA from Babesia ovata, 510 nucleotides. RefSeq names its product indoleacetamide hydrolase, putative. The transcript has a single exon. The record is from RefSeq and is a predicted model, not a curated record. NCBI's taxonomy places the organism in Eukaryota, Apicomplexa, Aconoidasida, Piroplasmida, Babesiidae. Bases 1 to 510 code for a protein of 169 amino acids.